GGGCGGGGCCUUAGCCUCCCGGCCGCCCCUUUCCCUCGCCGCCGGGUCCGCGCUUCUCUCGCCAUGUCCGCCUUGGAGAAGCAGCUGCAGCUGGGCCGCCUGCCCCCUCGGCCCCAGGGCCCCGCGGGUGGAAGCGGGCAGGGCCCCCCCAAGAUGCGGAUGGGACCUGGAAGGAAGCGUGACUACUCUCCAGUCCCAUGGAGCCAGUAUUUUGAAUCUAUGGAAGACGUGGUUGUGGAGACCGAUUCCGGCAAGGAUACUUUUCGAAUUUACAAGAGUGGAUCCGAGGGCCCUGUCUUGCUGCUUCUGCACGGCGGAGGACAUUCUGCGCUCUCCUGGGCUGUGUUCACUUCUGCCAUUAUUAAUCGGGUCCAGUGCAGGAUCGUUGCUUUGGAUCUGAGAGGACAUGGUGAGACAAAAGUGAGGAAUCCGGAGGAUCUCUCUGCAGAAACCAUGUUCAAAGACGUCGGAAAUGUUGUAGAAGCCAUGUACGGAGACCUUUGCCCUCCCAUCAUGUUGAUCGGGCACAGCAUGGGAGGCGCCAUUGCAGUGCACACGGCUGCCUCCAACUUGGUACCCAGCUUGUUGGGUCUGUGUAUGAUUGAUGUGGUGGAAGGAACAGCCAUGGAUGCACUGAACAGCAUGCAGAAUUUCCUUCGGAGUCGCCCCAAAACAUUCAAAUCUCUUGAGACUGCCAUUGAGUGGAGUGUGAAAAGUGGACAGAUACGAAAUCUUGAAUCUGCCCGAGUGUCCAUGGUUGGCCAAGUCAAACAAUGUGAAGGAGCUGCAAGCCCUGGAGGUCCUAAAACCAUUGUGGAGGGGAUUAUAGAAGAGGAGGAAGAGGAGGAGGAAGAGGAAGGGGAAAAUGGAGAAUCUGUGAACAAAAGAAAGAAAGACGAUGAUGCAGAGAUCAAGAAGGACGUGGCGUACACGUGGCGGAUUGAACUGGCCAAGACAGAGAAGUAUUGGGACGGCUGGUUCCGGGGUCUCUCCAACCUCUUCCUCAACUGCUCUGUUCCCAAGCUGCUGCUCUUAGCUGGUGUUGACAGACUGGAUAAAGAUCUAACAAUCGGCCAGAUGCAAGGGAAAUUCCAGAUGCAAGUCCUUCCACAAUGCGGCCAUGCGGUCCAUGAGGAUGCUCCGGACAAAGUUGCUGAAGCCGUUGCAACAUUUUUGAUCCGUCACAGGUUUACAGAACCCAUUGGUGGAUUCCAAUGUGUUUUUCCUGCUUGUUAAUAACCUGGAAACCCACCAGCACUAACUUCCUGUUGUAAAUAAAACUGCACCAGAGGCCACCGUGGCGUAUUCUGUAUCCUCUUCAUCAAACCCCAGUUUGAUUUCCCAAUGCACACUGAUGGGCGCGAGACUCAUCUGAGGAAGAAGUCAGCCAGUGAACGGCUAGAUCGCCUCUGCCUCCCUGCCCUUGUCUGCCUUUUCCUUUCCCCUGGAUGUUGGUUUUUCUUUCCGUUUGUCCUGAGGAAGUCCGAUUACAAAUCUGAAUGGCUUUGCAUAUGAAAUUGCAGGUGAUUGUGAGGGACUCUUGGGCAUCUAAGGCUGGUUCAUUCCGUUGUAUAAACCUGAGAACAUUAAAGAGGUUUCUUCUCUGGAAGAAGCUGUGAGAAGCCUAC
Sceloporus undulatus (fence lizard) is the source of this 1628-nucleotide messenger RNA. RefSeq names its product protein phosphatase methylesterase 1 (gene PPME1). Bases 64 to 1236 code for a protein of 390 amino acids. Gene Ontology annotation, molecular function: protein methylesterase activity. The record is from RefSeq and is a predicted model, not a curated record. Gene Ontology annotation, biological process: protein demethylation. The transcript has 14 exons. Lineage: Eukaryota; Metazoa; Chordata; Lepidosauria; Squamata; Phrynosomatidae.